CGGGCAGAAUCAGCGCGAUGAAGAGCAGAACCGAGCCGGCACCAUGCGCAACAGGCUCCCGCGGACCGGCUGCCUACUGCGCCUCGUCGCACUCUGCAUCCUCCUGUCGCACGGCGCAGCUUACUUUGGACUGACAGGGCGGGAGCCCCUGGUCUUCCUGCCGGGCCCCUUCUCCAACGAGCCGGCGACGGGCAAGGCCCACCUGAAGCAGUGCGAGCAGAUGGUGCUGUCGCGGCGGCAGAAGAGGCUGUGCCGCCGCGAGCCCGGCCUGGCCGAGACGCUGCGCGAAUCCGUACGCAUCAGCCUACUCGAGUGUCGCUACCAGUUCCGUAACGAGCGCUGGAACUGCAGCCUGGACGGCCGGGGGAGCCUCCUGAAGAGAGCCUUCAAAGAGACGGCCUUCCUCCUGGCGGUGUCGUCGGCAGCGCUGACCCACGCCCUCGCCAAAGCGUGCAGCUCGGGUCGCAUGGAGCGCUGCACCUGCGACGACUCGCCUGGCAUCCAGCACCGGGAGGCGUGGCAGUGGGGCGUGUGCGGCGACAACCUCAAGUACAGCACCAAAUUCCUCAAGAGGUUCCUGAGCCAGAAGAGGGUCAGCAAGGAUCUGAGGGCUCAGGUGGAUGCCCACAAUGUCAAUGUGGGAAUUCGGGCGGUAAAGAGCGGCCUCAAGACCACCUGCAAGUGUCACGGGGUUUCCGGCUCUUGCGCGGUACGGACUUGCUGGAAGCAGCUGCCUCCGUUCCACGACACGGGCCGGCUGCUCAAGUACCGCUACGACACGGCCAUGCGGGUUCUCAGCGUCACCAACGUGGCCACCGGCGAGAGCGAGCUGGCGGGGCCGCGUCGCCACAGUCAGAGCCUGCGCACUGCCGAGCUGGUCUACCUGGAGGAGUCGCCCAGCUUUUGUCGGCCCUCGCGCUACUCGGCGGGCACGGGCGGACGAUCUUGCGCCAAGGACACGAGUUGCCAGAACCUUUGCUGCGGCCGCGGCUACAAUACGGCCGUGCGCCUCACCAGCCUUUCCUGCCACUGCCAGGUGCGCUGGUGUUGCCACGUGGAGUGCCAGACGUGUGUGCGCGAGGAGGAGGUGUACACUUGCAAGAGCAAUUAGGCCUUGAGACCCUGAGGAACACCGAGUUCCCCCGGAAAUGUGGGCAGGAACUGAUCAGUCCGGCCACAGAGGCGCACUUUUGGAACAUGUCCUUGUAGAUCUAUGCUUUGUCCAAGAUAGCGUAAUAGUGUUUGCCAAUCAAGACUCGGGCAUUUCCCAUAUUUAAUUAAUCGUUUCAAACAAUUGCUAUCAUGCAUUUCGUUCCGCUCCCUCGCUCCAGCCAUUGAAAGUGCGGCAAAUCGGGUAAAAAUGGACAAUUUAAGACUGGUUUCCACCGCGUUGUUCAGUUUGAUUCGGAUUCGUCUCACUACACUUUAGAACAGAAAAUCAAUUACGGGGAGUGUUGUACAGAUGACAUGAGCUGUGUUAGCUCGGGGAACAGCUUGAGAACACGGGCCGAGCGGCCGCACUGUAAACAACGACGGAGGACAACCGGAAUUUGUUUCUUCUUGACGCAUGGAUCGGUUGGGGUUGUUUACAUAUCCUAAGAACUUUUACUGUACCGUAAGAGCUUGGCGGUAUGCGGAAACUAUAUCAUAACAUAAAAAAGCGAAAUCGCUGACAUUUUUCAUUGCUUUCCAAAGAGCAAAUUUAGUUGCAUUUUUGCCGACUUGUAAUGUGUUUAUUAGUCUGUCGUAAACAUUAUUUGCGCCACUUCAAUCACGUUGCUAACUGCCAGUGUGGGUGAGCAAAACAAUUCAUCUGUGAAAAGUUCAUUUUUUUGACUUUUCUUUGCCCGUUUCUCCUCUAUCAUUUUGUAUCUAGAUGGUACAUCAAAGAGGAUCGUAGAAUUUUUGAAGCUGGCCUUCCACCAAAUGUUACAGUUGAGUUUACACGCACUACGUCAGACUACGAUUUGGAAUCGUAAAUCCGAUUUGAGGCGUGUAGGUGGGGUGGCCUUCCACAAAGAAAAGACUUGUUCUUUCGUAGUACCAUGAACCAUUUAAACGUACAGUAGCUACUGUAAAAUGAUAGUAUAGAGUACAAAAGCGAAAUAACUACUAUAGUUUUCAUUGCUUUCCAAAGAGCAUAUUUAAUUCUUCCACCUGCAACUUGACAAGUCUGGUGUGUCAUACUGUCCUCAUUGGUCCGUUGUACAUAUGGAACAUUCCCCAAUGACAAUAUGGUUUAUUUGUUCGACAACACAAGUAAUGUUUGUGAUUAUUUCCUUCUUUUUCCAGUGAUAAUUUGUCCAUGCUAAACCACACAGGAUUGUUUAUUUUAAAAACACUCGGUUAGCUUUUCAUUCAUAAAUUACGGUUAAGUUGCUGAUUAGCCAUUGCCGUUUCCUCCCUUCAUUCGCACCGACAGGGGGUAGCGUAAAUUCAUCCAACUGGUUUGUAAAAACAAGAAAUAACACCUGGCAAGAACAAAACAAUUCCAGGCAGCCCUUCUGCUUGGCACCCUUGAUUCUGAGAACGUUGCACAUUUUUUUGUUGUGCCGGUUGCGCUGAAAAUUCACAAGCAUUUCAAACAGGUACUAGACAUUAUUUAUUGUAUCUGAUCUACUACUGCUGCUUUUUGUACUUUACGCUUUGAACGAACUUACCUGUCUGUCUUUCUCAUCUGCUGUAUUUUAUUUUAUUUUUUUAUGCCAGUUAAGGGUUAAAGCACUACUAAAAAAAAAAAAAAAAAAACAUUAUUGAUGGUAAGAAGGGUUUUCUUUUUUUUUUUUUUUAAAGGAUCACGGGAGGACAUUGCGUCCAUGUACAGGAUGAUUAUUGUCCCCCUGAAAAAAAAAAAAAAAAAACACACACACACUGGCUCUUCGGUUGCUCUUAUGGAAAUGUUUAUGGAAAUCUGCGUGAAAUGAACGUGUGCUGGAGCCUAAGAGAAAAAAAAAAACUAAAAUGGGGGGUAAGAGUGUGGGGAACAACAACAAUGCUUAAAGUUUAACACCGCCCUAGAGAAUCAUUAGUUAUUGUUUAAAGUGGAAUUUAACCACAUCUUUACUGUAAACGCUUCCAAAAGCGGCCCUGUAAUUGGCCUCCCGAGUUUCCUUCCCAGUUGCAAAUCAGAGAAAAUGGCCACGUGACACCCCCCCCGUGUCCAUGUUGUACAGGUCAAACGGGAGCAGCAGUCUGCGGGACUUUGUAAUUAAAGAUCAUUCUCAAAUCGUUUUCUACCUCACUUUUUUUUUUUUCCGCUUUUUGUGCCUAAUAACGUGGCCGUGGCUGAACGGCUUUAUACUCUGAUGUCGAAAAAUGUCCUUUGAAAUGUUUGUAAAGUUUCUAUUGAGCCUGGUAAUGUAUUUCCUGGUAAAAAAAAAAAAAA
This is a messenger RNA of Syngnathoides biaculeatus (alligator pipefish), 3385 nucleotides long. RefSeq names its product wingless-type MMTV integration site family, member 9B (gene wnt9b). Gene Ontology annotation, cellular component: extracellular region. The coding region runs from base 44 to 1111 and encodes 355 amino acids. Gene Ontology annotation, molecular function: cytokine activity; frizzled binding. Lineage: Eukaryota; Metazoa; Chordata; Actinopteri; Syngnathiformes; Syngnathidae. Gene Ontology annotation, biological process: multicellular organism development; neuron differentiation; cell fate commitment. The record is from RefSeq and is a predicted model, not a curated record. The transcript is spliced from 4 exons.